UUUGAGAUUUAAGCUCCGUUUCAGGGCCACUCAAAAUCUGGAUCCAUCCAUGAUCCGUGCCAAAACAAAGAACAACAACAACAACUUUCUAGCUAGCUAGCCGAUCUCUUUGAAGUUCUCUUUCAUGGUUCAGCUAUCACAGCCAACAGCCCAGCUUGGACUUGUCGCUCCAGUACUAGUACUGGACAUUAGGAAACCACAGCCAUGUCGGCUCCUCCCCCUCCGCCGCCACCACCACCACCUCCUCCCCAUGCCGCAUAUGCUACCCAACCAGCCCCUUACAAUUAUGCCAUGAACUACGGCCAUCAACCCCCGGCGUACAAUUACAGCAAUCGACCCAACCAUCCUCCACCACGACCACCUCCUCCUCCAGCUUAUGCCUACAAUUCCAAUUUCUCUCGUCAACCAGCAUAUCCGGGGAGAGGCUACGCCAUGCCAACUCAACAACCCAUGUACCACAAUCCCGCCCUAUAUCCUUCCAACCCAAUCUAUCCACCACCGCCGCCACCACCACCAGCCAAUAACAUGCAUCCACGCAAACGCAAGCGAAAUGAGCACGAUAAUAAUCACCACAAUACCAAUAUGCACAACAAAAAGCAGCAAACCUAUUCUUGCGACACCUGUCAAGUAUCGGCAGACACUCCCCAAGCACUCCAAGCGCACUUGGAAAGCCACAUUACCUGCCAAAAAUGCGACUUUCAAGGCGCCCCCAAGAUCGUCAAGGCACAUUUUCAAAGUGUGCAUGGAAAGUACAGCAGUGGGGGCUUUAAAACGGUGACGGUGGCCGUUCCAGGAUGCAGAGUCCAACGAUUUCGCAUUUGUGUCGGAAAUCGAGCCGAGGAUGUGCAACAGUGGAUUGCCGAACGCAAAAAACGAUUUCCCAGGAAACAGCAGCAGCAAUCUCAACCACAAUCACAAAAAGAUAAAGACAGUACUACAACAAAAGAUCAAAAGGAAGAAAAGGCAUCGGGGGUUUCGGACUUGUUGGAUGGAUAUGGGUCUUCUUCUUCCGAAGAUAAUGAUGAGAAUGACAAUAAUAAUGCAGGCCAAGCAAAGAAGCUGGAAUCAACAACUACAACCGUCAAUUCAGGGGAGCCAGCCAUCAACAAAAAUGAUAUCGACAAAGGCAAUCCAUCAAAUGAAGUGAACAAUAAUGUACAAGAGGAAAAGAAGGAGGACAUUGCCGCUGCUGAAAAGCCAAAUGGAUAUCGAACCAAAAUUUGCCGAUACUUUGCCAGGUUUGGAAAAUGCCGCAAUGGAGAUGCCUGCACGUUCCUCCACGAACGACCAAACAGCGCCAAUUCUUCUUCUUCCAAGAAACAUCAGCAGCAGCAACAGCAACAACAACGGCAGUCCACCAAAGAACCACCCAAGAGCCUGUUACGGUCCCUACUUGCUAGAGAUAUUCAACGGGAGACUGCCCUGACAUUGCAGCUUCUUCGGUACAUUGUGGAUCAGAAUUUCUUUCAAGAGGAAGCCACAAACAAAAAUGACGACAAGACAACAGAGUAGGCCUAGCUAGAUUUACCGGUAGAGCCGUACGAUCUACCGGUACCAGACAAUUGACGGCCAUGGAAAAACUGGCCCGACCUUGGUCGUCCGCUGCAGUGGAUGGACUCUGUUGGCAUCUUGCUUUGCAUGGCAAGGCAAUGCCCACAGCUUGGGUACCGUACAACCAGGCAGCACUUGCACCGCCAUUUCAGUUUUCAUCAUUGGCUACAGAUCCAAUUUGCGGUUUUCGACGUGCAAUUUGGUCUGUCCCCCGCCAGUGCAAAACUCCGUCUGACCUUUUCACCUUGCGCACGGCGACCUCCACUUGUCAAUAUUUUGCCGUUACAGCAACACUCCCUCCGAACUCUUUCCACACACACCCAAAACCAGCAUAAAGACAAAAACACCCAACGGGA
Molecule: messenger RNA, 1907 nt
Organism: Seminavis robusta
Lineage: Eukaryota; Bacillariophyta; Bacillariophyceae; Naviculales; Naviculaceae
Source: the annotation of a GenBank genome assembly